Molecule: messenger RNA, 2858 nt
Organism: Solea senegalensis (Senegalese sole)
Lineage: Eukaryota; Metazoa; Chordata; Actinopteri; Pleuronectiformes; Soleidae
Gene: bmb
Product: brambleberry
Exons: 12
Coding region: 171-2183 (670 amino acids)
Source: RefSeq, a predicted model, not a curated record
CUGUCUUUGUUUAUUCGUGUGUGUGGGAAAAGUCGGCGCGCGCUAGUCUUGUAUUUGUGAAUGAUGUUUUUCCUCUAAAUUAUGAAUGAAACUCGAGGACACAGUAAAGUGUAGAAGCAGCGUCGGGACAUGCCUGGACACGUCUCACUGAGGUCUCCAUUGAAGCAUACAUGGGUCAUCUCCUAGUACACAACCACCUCCAGGCUCUCCUGCUGAUGUUCAUGUUGGCCUCUCAGUGUCCAACAGUCAGUGGGCUGUUUGAGUGGUUGAAGCAGACACCGGUUGUUCCAGCUUCACCAGCAGCAGCAGCAGAAGCAGAAGCACUGGCUCCAGCACUUCUUGCAAAGGAUGCUCACUUUGAAAUGGCCACUGCAGACGAGAAGUUUUUGGCUGAGGCGAAGCAGAUGGAGCUCAGCCCGUUGGACAGCUGUCACCACCGGGUGGUGGCUCAACUGAGGGCGAGCUGUGAAAGUCUCUCAGAAGAGCAGCUUGCAAAGCUCGGCGUGGCACUGUUUAACUGCCAGGCCCAAAGUGAGGGGCGUCACAUGUAUCCAUGCACAGACGCAAUGUCGAUAAAGGAGUGCACCGCAGACAUGGACUCGGACACAUGGAACGCUUACCACAUAGUGAGUAACCGAGCCCGCGCCGUCUGCUACGGCGCUCGCCAGCAGCUCUUUCGCCGCAGAGCGGAACACACCGUCAACGCGCUCAUCUCCACAGCCACCAGCCAGCUCGAUGCAAUGAAGGACCUGAAGGAAGGUCAGCUGGAGUUAAAGGAACUGACUUCGGCCUCGUUGGAGAAGCUGCUGGAGGGACACGUUGCUCUGCAGGACCAGCAGGGACAAUUAUCUGAAGGCCAGGGGCAACUGGAGAGUUCCCUGAAGGACAACCUGAAGCGCCUGGGUCAGGAGAAGGCCCUUAUUGCCUCUGGACAGGAGAUGGUAGCCCAGCUCAUCCAGGGCAUUACCAAGAAAAUGGAGAACGUGAGUGAGAACUUGCAGAUUCAGGGCUCGGAGGUCCAGAGCAGCCACAAGGCGAUUGUGAAGGACCUCACAGAUGUCAGACACCACGCCCACGACAUCUACCAGAAAAUUGACCACAGCAUGUCAGAGUUUCUUCAGUACCAGGACCAGACGUCGCAGUACUACAUCGACCUGAUGGACAAACUGGAGCGCAUGAACAGCACGCUGGGAGUCAUGCUGCGCUACAUCGACAACAUGCAGAGUCGUAUCGAGGGAAGACUUCACAUGAUCCAGGGCUACCUGGGCUGGGCAGGUCUAAGCCUGGCAGCCAUGUGGACGUGCAUUGCACAUGCAGGCUAUCUCGUGCUGGGUGCCGUUCUGCUGACUUUUCUGCGAUGUCCGUGUUUCUCGCGGGCGACGCUGCUGCUCACUGUGCCUCUGAAUGCAGUGGCCGACAUCAACCAGCAGCCGGCACUGGAUCUCGUCAGCCUCAGCCUGCUGCUGCUCUCCCUGUCUCUGGGUGCUGACCUUGGAAAUGCUAGCAAGGCAAAUAAGGUGUCCCCAUUUCCAUGUCAUGUAUUUGGUGACUCUCUCUGUGUGUGUGUGUGUGUGUGUUUGCUGUACUCAGGUCACUGGUUUGUGAGUCAGUUGUGGUCGAGCCUCCGCGUCAGAGAGAAGCCAGCCGUCCUGCUGCCGCUGGCCCCGUGUACGAUUGUGAAACCACAGAAGCAGCCAGUCUCAUCCUGCAGCUCAUAUCCAGCCUCUUCAACCCCACAGAAAUAUGAAAAGCACGGCUUCACAGAGCAUGAUGACUGGCUGAACCAGGACAGCGUCAUAUCAGGUGACUUCGGCUUAUCGGCCUCGUCUCCCACCUGCAGGAAGCUGAUGCCAGAGUCCAGGUUUAUGCCAAUAAUUGACACGCCAAGUUACUCCACUCCAAGACUCCUACCGCGGCCCCUUUUCUCAGCGGAAUCGGUUGAUAUACCUCCAAGGAACCUGGGAGGAGUCCUUGAUGCAGUGAACGACGACUCCCGUGAUCUAGUGAACGACUCGCGCGGAGCAAGUCCUUCCCCGUCUCUGACCACCAACAGCUCUGUGUCGGGCCGUCAGCUGUGCAAUGGAAUCACAAAAACAGGGAAGGCGUGUAAGAAGAGAGCAGUGCUGGGACACGAGUACUGCAGGGUUCAUGAGGGCGGUCUCACCUCGUACGUUCACUCCUGAAAACACUCCACACUGUUUCUCUUUGGUAGAACGUCACUGCAUCAUAACUGUCCCUUUUUUAAAUGUUUGUUUUUAUUAUUGCCAUGUUUUUAAACAUCACAUGAAUAAAUUAUCUUUACUCAUCUGUAUUGGAUUAUGUUUUACUGUAUUAUAGUGAUCACUGCCCCUAUUCUAAUAAUACAAAGCUAAAUCUGUGAAGUAUUCCUUAAGCAAUUACAGAGUCAGUGAGUGAUCAUAACAUCACUCAUAGUCCAGGGUGGAAGGAAGUCAAUUGGACACAGAUAAUACAGAUUUAUGCUGGAGGGAAUGUGAACCACGCUCGCGUCUUCUAAGGUUGUCCCAUGUUGAUUCCAUGUUGGCAGGGGAUGCAUAUACACUGUGUUUGACUCCAGGGGAAGAGGAAAGUCCAGUGAUAAGAUUCUCCUCCUUGUGGCAAGGCUCAAGCCUCUACCUCCCACCCUUCAAGGCAGUGAGACUAAAGAAUGUUUAGAAAAUGUAACUGCAAAACGUCAUGGCAAGAUGGUUGAAGUUUGUUUGCUUUGAAAACAAAAAGUGUACUUGUGGGAUGUCCGUGAUGUGGGUUGUGUGUUUGCUGAGACACUGUUCUAGUUGUUGUUGUAUGUUUGUAUUGUAUGUGCAUACAUUCAAAUAAAGAAUGUGACUAUUUAGACAGAA